GGGACACACUGAGACAGAAGAUUUGAUGUCCCAUGAUGACUGUGAAGUGGAUGUCUGUCCUGCUGCUCCUACAGAUGAGUUGUUACUUCAGAUCUGGGAGCUGUGGGAAGGUGUUGGUAUGGCCAUUGGAAUACAGUCACUGGCUGAAUCUAAAGACAAUACUGGAUGAACUUGUACAGAGGGGUCAUGAAGUGACAGUUCUGAGAUCUUCAGCGUCCAUCUUUCUUGAUCCCCAAAAAUCACCUGGUCUGAAGUUUGAGAGUUUUCCUACAUCUGUCAGUAAAGAUGAUCUGGUCAAGGUUUUCACAAAGUUUGUGGAUGUAUGGACUAAUGAGGUACCAAGAGAUUUGUGUUUAUCCUUCUCUCCUUCACUACAAAACAUGGUUAAUGAAUUAUCUGAUACCUAUCUAAGGCUUUGCAAAGAAACAGUUUCAAACAAACAACUUAUAACAAAACUGCAGAGAUCCAAGUUUGAUGUCCUUUUCUCAGAUGCCAUUGCUCCCUGUGGGGAGUUGAUAGCUGAACUUCUCCAUAUCCCUUUUCUGUACAGUCUUCGCUUCUCUCCUGGCUACACAAUGGAAAAGUACAGUGGGAAAUUUCUAGUUCCUCCCUCUUAUGUACCUGUAAUUUUGUCAGGACUAGGUGGUCAAAUGACUUUCAUGGAGAGGGUAAAAAAUAUGAUGUGUAUGCUGUAUUUUGACUUUUGCAAGGCCACACCUCCUGAUAUUGCCACUCUUUUGGGGGGGUAUUUUUAUCGAACCACAGCAGAAAUGCACAAGGGACAGUUUAAUCUUUAUCUCGAUGACAAUAGCAAGCAACAGGUUCUUUGGAGAUUUGAGGGCAAAACACCAGAUACCUUAGGACCCAAUACCAGAGUUUACAAAUGGCUCCCCCAGAAUGACCUUCUAGGUCAUCCAAAAACCAAAGCCUUUGUAACUCAUGGUGGCGCCAAUGGAAUCUAUGAGGCGAUCCAUUUUGGAAUCCCUAUGAUUGGCAUUCCUUUGUUUGGAGAGCAGCAUGAUAACAUUGCCUACAUAGUAGCCAAAGGAGCAGCUAUUUCAUUAGAUUUCAGAACAAUGACAAGGUCAGAUUUGCUCAGUGCACUGGAGGCCGUCAUAGAUAAUCCUUCUUAUAAAAAGAAUGCUAUGUGGUUGUCAACUAUUCAUCAUGACCAGCCCAUGAAACCCCUGGACAGAGUCAUCUUCUGGAUUGAGUUUGUCAUGCGCCACAAAGGGGCCAAGCACCUGAGACCACUCGCACACAACCUCACCUGGUACCAGUACAACUCUCUGGAUGUGAUUGGAUUCCUGCUGGCCUGUGUGGCAGUCAUAGCUUUUCUUUCCAUAAAAUUCUUCUUAUACAUUUAUCGAAAGUUUGUAAAGACAGGAAAGAAAAUGAAGAGUGAGUAGAGCUCAUUGAGAAGGCACAUGAACUACAUUUCAGCAUCAUUCCAGUUUAUGAACGGCCUUCUGAACAUUCACUGAUUACUCUGUCAAGGCAUAUCUUCAUUAGAGAGGAAGGGAAGCAAGAAAUAAUGCAAUUAUAUUAUAAUCUCACAAAAUAAAAGACAUAAUGAAAAGAAAAUGCUGAGCAAAUGAUAAGGAAUAACCAAGUGCUUACCAAGUUCCUCCAUGGUAUCAGCUUCUGUCCUGCCUCCUGAAUCCUUCCUUGAACCCCUGGCCUACUUUUCCUCAGCAAUGGAAAGCGAGCUAUGAGAUGAAAUAAACCCUCUUUUUCAUCAAACAAUUAAAAACGAAAAUUAAAAUUUAAAAUCUAA
Myodes glareolus (Bank vole) is the source of this 1777-nucleotide messenger RNA. NCBI's taxonomy places the organism in Eukaryota, Metazoa, Chordata, Mammalia, Rodentia, Cricetidae. The record is from RefSeq and is a predicted model, not a curated record.